AUGCGUUCAUCGACCCUUAUUGCCGCGUUCCUUUCGCUUAUAGGCAGUGUAACUGCAGAUGAACACCACAACUGUGGUUGUACAAUCAAUGGAAAAUAUGAUACGACCCUUAGCGGCAAUGCCUGUCAGCUUUGGGCAAACAGUGGCAAACCUCACACUAAUUUUGAUACUAACAUUAUAAAGUGCGUAGACCCUAAGUUUGGCAGAGGAAUCGACGGAGAUGAAUGGGAGGAAAAUUGCGAGACUACAUAUGAUGUUACUAUUAACGGUAUAGACGAGGUUCGUGGAGAUUGCUGGCACUAA
Molecule: messenger RNA, 303 nt
Organism: Bipolaris maydis ATCC 48331
Lineage: Eukaryota; Fungi; Ascomycota; Dothideomycetes; Pleosporales; Pleosporaceae
Source: RefSeq, a predicted model, not a curated record